AUGGAGGUUGAUAGUGAUAACGGACCCCUCAGUCAGUUCGCCGCGGGUGCGGCAGUCGAAAAGGAUGUCUGGUCUGCGGUGCGCAGUUACAUGAUUACCAGACUGGACAAGAUCGCACACAAUGACUUCCCCAUACCCAACCUACCGCCGCCGCCUCCAGCGCACCAUCCUGUUCUAGAAUCGCACAAGUCUCCGCCGCCGCCAUCACCACCACGAGCCGAAUCGUCCCAGGAAACAAACAACGACGCUUCGACGACCGAGUCGCUUCCUGCCACACAACCCAUCGAGGGCGCAUUACCAAAGCAGUUGGCAGACAUGCUCAUCCACAUUACGAAACACCUCGAGACGUUCGAGGCCAAUCCUCCUCACACUAUUCAACGACUCGCCGAGCUGAUUCUACGGCCCAAAGCGCAUUAUAGGGCGCUUGCGCCUUACCUACAUGCUGUCGACCGUGUAGUGCAAGUGACGUCAAGCACAAUCACAUAUCCUCUACCUCCACCUAUUCCCGACAUGUCCUCGAUGCAUCUAAAUGGUGAAGAUCCUCAAGACCCUGCAGUGUCAGUCGCAUGGAGCAAUCCAACAACAGCAGCGCUGGGCACAGAUGAAGCGCUCGGAGGCGCAUUGUUGACACCCAUCCCAUGGUUGACAAGACGGAGUCCCGAGAGUUCACAAGACACACCUGGGGCGCAAAUUCACAGCGAGGGCACCGAGACCAUUGAAGGACCCAACGGCGUGGGCAGCAUCGAGACCGUUUCUGUUAGUGUCAAUGGUAUUCACUCUACAGGACAUGCGCGGGGAGUUACACAGGGAGAACUCCUGCGCCAGGAACAACGUGCCGGUGUGGUGCCCGUAAGCCAGCUAUCGAGAGCUCAAGAAGCUGCCCACGAAGGGGAGCGCAUGACAAUGGACGAGGAAGAAGACGAGGAGCCGCCAGAGGAAGAAGAGGAGGUACCUCAUGCUAGAGGACCUGAAGAGAUCGGUAUGAGCGACACCGGACCUCAGUCUACGACGACAAGUUUCAUGUCAGAAGGUGGCAUGGGAAUGCAAGGAAUCGAUGUGGAAGCAGCAGUAGGCAGGAAACAUGACGAUGAUGAAGAGGCCAAAGAUGAUGUCGACGCUGAUGGCGAGGCAGCGGGCGAAAGCGACGCCAAGAGCCCAGGUGCAGAGAGCGUCGGCACGAAAAGAGAGGCAGAGCAAGAUCUUGAAGCCGACGCCAACAAGAAGCUGAAGGAAGAAGAUGAUCAAGGUGGAGAGAAGACCAACGGUGAUGCUGCCGAUGUAACGACUGGAGCGAAAAGCGACGACAACAUCGAAGGAACAGCGAAAGACACAAAGGCAGAAGACGACCCUGACAAGAUGGACACGGAAUACCGCAUCGGAGUCGCAACAGGCACACGCGCCCCGAACACCCGCCCAGGCGUGAGAGCUGGGUCAAGAGCACCACCAACACGAUAUGGUUCUUCAGCCGCGACGCGCAACGGCGCGGCAUCACCAACUCCAUCUGUCGCUUCAGUCGCCACUGUUAACACAAUCGGUACUAAGCGUAAAGAACGUGAUUUCGAGGCCGAAGCCAGCACCGAGGAAACAAACAUCCAGGUCGUUGUUCGAUGUCGAGGACGCAAUGAGCGCGAGGUCAAAGAGAACAGCAAUGUCGUUGUCACGGCCGAUUCUGUCAGGGGAAAGGUUGUCGAGUUGUCAAUGGGUUCAAAUGCUUUGAGUAAUCGUUCCUACAACUUUGACCGUGUCUUCUCCCCAGCGGCCGAUCAGUACAUGGUUUUCGACGACACAGUGAAGCCUAUUCUAGACGAGAUGCUCUCUGGAUAUAACUGCACAAUUUUUGCCUACGGACAAACAGGCACCGGCAAGACAUAUACCAUGUCUGGUGACAUGACCGAAACCAUGGGUAUGCUUUCAGACGAUGCCGGUAUCAUCCCUCGAGUGCUCCAGACCCUUUUUACCAAACUCGAGCUCGACAAUGCCGAAAGCACUAUUAAGUGCUCAUUUAUCGAACUUUACAACGAAGAGCUCCGCGACCUGCUCGCCUCCGAUGAAGGUACCAAGCUCAAGAUUUACGACGACACAUCACGACGAGGCCACGCCAGCACAAUUGUUCAGGGAAUGGAGGAGAAGCACAUUAAGGACGCCGCCGAGGGUGUCAAGGUGCUCCAGGAAGGCAGCUUGAAACGUCAGGUGGCGGCUACCAAGUGCAACGAUCUCAGUUCUCGAAGUCACACAGUCUUUACUAUCACAACAUAUGUCCGAAAGCCUAAUGAGCACGGCGUUGAAGCUCUUGUUAGUGCUGGAAAGUUGAACCUUGUCGAUUUGGCCGGAAGUGAGAACAUUCAGAGAUCUGGAGCAGAGAACAAGCGCGCCACUGAAGCUGGUCUCAUCAAUAAGUCUCUCUUGACCCUUGGCCGAGUCAUCAAUGCUCUUGUAGACAAGGGCUCCCACAUCCCUUACAGAGAAUCGAAGUUGACUCGCCUAUUACAAGACUCUCUCGGAGGCCGAACCAAGACUUGCAUUAUUGCCACUAUUUCACCAGCAAAAAUCAACUUGGAAGAAACCAUUUCAACACUAGAGUAUGCGUUCAGGGCCAAGAACAUCAAGAACAAACCGCAGAUGAACCCCAUGAUUGAGAAGAAGACGUUGCUGAAGGAUUUUACCAUGGAAAUCGAAAGGCUCAAGAGUGAACUGAUCGCUACUCGGCAGCGCAACGGUGUCUACCUUUCUAACGAGUCAUACGAGGAGAUGACAGCACAGAGCGAGUCCCGUCGUAUUGUCAACGAAGAACAAUCCGCCAAACUUGACACCCUCGAAAAGAACCUGCGCAACAAGGUCCAAGAGCUCUUCAGCCUCCAAUCUACGUUUUUGGGUCUCAAGAAGGAUCACGAGGGUACGAGGGCCCAGUUGGACGAUACCAAGGAGGUACUGGACCAGACAGAGAUUGUUCUAUCAGCAACACGUCAGUCACUUUCUGAGGAGACCAAGAUUAGAAAGGCGCACCAAAAGACGGAACAGAAGCUUACCGAAGUUGGCGGAGAACUCAUCGACAAGCUGCACAAGACAGUCAGUGAUGUUGGUGGUCUUCAUGCCAAGAACAGGCGAAAGUCGGAUUUACAGUCUAUCAACCGAAACACCUGGACAACAUCUCAGAAUCAGGUCGCUGAUGUGACAUCCAUGGUCGAACGCCGAAUUGGAGAGUUCCAAGAGGAGCAGCAAGAACAUAUCGCCUCUGUUGGACAUCGUAUGGGUAGCUUUGUCGACGAAGAGCUACGGAAGCUAUCAAGUACACAAGCGUUCCUCGAUGAGCACUUGAGUACCUUUGCCGAUUCCAAGAAAGAAUUGCUCGAAUCUAAGCAAAAGUCAAAGGAUGAUAUGGAUGGGGUUUUGGAGGAGAUCAAGGUUGUUCGUGAUACAGUCAAAGAGCGAAUGGGAGAGAGCCUGCAGUCCAUCUCUCACUCUGCCGAGAGAAUAGCAGCGGACAUGAUGAACGAGAUGACCGCUUUCCAUGGACAGCUCCACAACUCCUAUAGUGCCCUUGGGAAAGAUUUCAAGUCUGUUUUUGAAGAACUUGUCAAGCACAUCACAGCCCAACGAGCUGAGUGCGACAACUUGAAGCGACAACUCCAAUCCGCAACCAACACCAUCGUUCUGCAGAACGCUACUAUCUCCUCUCGAAUUCAAGAUGCCCUUGCUGAGGAGCGUCGCUUGGCUGUUGACGAUCGUCAGAAAUUAAUGGCUCAGAUCUCGACUCUCAUCAACACCCAAGCCGAAACCCAGGAGUCGCGUAUGCAGGCCACCGCCUCUGAGAUCCAGAAGACCAUCACUUCUACCAGCACCAACCUUGAGCAGGCCGUUGAUACAUAUGGCGAGGGUAUGUCUUCGUGGGAUCUCAAGGAAGGUGAAAUGUUGGAGGAAGUCAAGAAGUCUCGGGACCAACUCAAGACGAAGCUCAAGGAUGACUGGACAGCCGCCGAUGGCCACAGUAGUUCCAUUCAAGCCACUGCCAAGUCUGUCCAUGCCGAGACUGUUCGUGCUGUCGAUGAGCAGAUCAAGGAUCUCGAUGUUCAGAUGGAAGCUCUCGACGAUUUCGUCACUCGUGCCAGAACUGAAAACGGUCACCACCACGAAACUCACAGCCAAUCCGUUGAUGCUUUAUCUAAUACUGUCGAGGAGUCCUUUGGAAACAUUUCUGCUCACUUCAAGUCCACGUUCGACCGCGUCAAGAACCUUGGCGAGGAAAUGGAGGUUGACCUUGGCGAUCUUCAGGAUUGUCUGGAACCUCUGAAGGAUCAACUCUGCCAGCCUCUUGCCAACCUACGUGAAGAUGUCGCUGGUGCGGCUCUUCAAGAAUACCAGCCUACCGGCGAAACACCCGCAAAGGUCCAAUACCACUACCCUACCGAUCUCCCUCGCACCGAAGACCACGAUCUUAUUAUUUCAAGCAUUGACGAAGUCAUCACACCAACAAAGCACGGCGAGUCGGCCGACAAGGACGCUACAAUUGUCUUUGCUGACCUCGACUCCUCCCCUCACAAGAUGAUGACUUCUCCGGUUCGCCCAGCAACUCGCAUGUCCAUGGUUAGCGCCUCUGAGCAUAUGGGUAUGCCCUCUAGUCUUCGAGAGGUGAACCCCAAUGUGCCAGGUAGUCUCACAACGGGGACAGCCAACUACAACCCUCGGUCCAGCAUAAUAUCCAUGCCUCCCGAGCGCACGAUGCCUCUAUUUAAGCGUCCCACGCGUGUGACUCGCAGCACGAAGAAGGUUGGUAGCAGGGACCCAAUCAUCUCCGAGGGCGGCGAGAACGUACUCCCGACGGCGCUCGAGGAGAGUUUGUCUAGGAGGAAAAGCCCUAGAAUCAACUAG
Messenger RNA from Fusarium pseudograminearum CS3096, 4866 nucleotides. RefSeq lists its product as uncharacterized. The record is from RefSeq and is a predicted model, not a curated record. The coding region runs from base 1 to 4866 and encodes 1621 amino acids. Gene Ontology annotation, cellular component: spindle microtubule; protein phosphatase 4 complex; nucleus. Gene Ontology annotation, biological process: mitotic spindle assembly; microtubule-based movement. Gene Ontology annotation, molecular function: protein phosphatase regulator activity; plus-end-directed microtubule motor activity; ATP binding. NCBI's taxonomy places the organism in Eukaryota, Fungi, Ascomycota, Sordariomycetes, Hypocreales, Nectriaceae. The transcript is spliced from 6 exons.